AUGGCAGUUUCCGAACCCAACCCCAGCAAGGAAUCUCCACUCAAUGAGGAAUUCUCAAAACUGGUUCACAGAACACUAGAGAAAUGGCACAUUCAAGGCGUAUCUAUUGCUGUCGUUGACGGAGAUGAGACAUGGUCUGAGGGUUAUGGAGUUGCCUCUUUGCCUGACACCCCAGUCACUCCCGACACUUUGUUUUACACAGGCAGCACGACAAAAUCCUUCACUGCAUCUGCAGCUUCGUUGUUGGUCGACGAUAACGAGAAAUAUCCCCACAUAAAAUGGACAACGCCGCUCAGCCAACUCAUCCGCGACGAUUUUGUCGUGCAAGACGAGUAUGCGACAUCACAUAUCACCCUAGAGGACGCGCUGUCUCACAGAACCGGAAUGCCCGGACAUAUGCUGACAUUGAGUCGCGAGGGCUCAGUGCGCGACGUGGUCCGUAGUCUGCGUCACUUCCCAAUGGACAAGGAAAUCAGGACGACCUGGCAAUAUUCAAACGCCAUGUUUAUAACCGUGGCACAUAUGAUCGAAGUAGUCACUGGAGAAUGGCUAGGCGAUUUCCUUCGCAAUAAGAUAUGGACUCCUCUUGAGAUGAACUCGACCUUCUUCUCGCUCCAAGAUGCUAGAGACUACGCUGCUUCGGAAGGCGUGACAAUAGCCAAAGCUUAUGGCUGGAAUGAUUCCUCCUCCGAGCCAAUAGAGAUUCCGUAUUGCGAAGGAACUCUCAGCGGCGCUGGAGCUGUCAUUUCAACAGUCCGUGACUACGCCACCUACAUCCGCUCGAUGAUUCGGCAGUCCGGACCACUUUCGAAAUCAGCAUAUGAAGAGCUUCUUAAGCCGCGAUCGUUCGUUCCUCAGUUGCUUCCGCAACUCACGCAGCAGAUUUUCUACACUCUUGGGUUGAUUUCGAGCACCUACCGAGGCGAAACUAUCAUCUUGCACCCCGGUGGGCUUGAUGGUAUGACAGCGACAAUGAUCUUCUUCCCCAAACGAGACUGGGGAGUUGCUGUCUUCUGCAAUGCGACGGGUCCAGGGCGUGAAGUCCUCGCUUGGCAUUUGAUUGACGAUUUACUCAAUGUCCCGGAGGAAGACCGUGUCGACCUGUUUAAAAUAAAGCAGAAGAAACUUGCUUUAAUCGAAGAAAUGCGCUCGACAGCUAAAGAGCGUCUUUACCCCUCCGCCCCUUCACCUGGUCACCCUCACACACUCCCUUUACAAGAAUAUACGGGCACAUAUACGCACCCUGCAUAUCCAGAUCUUAUAAUAACGGUGCAGAGCGACGAAGUGCCUUUCCUACACGUUGUCGUGACAGGAUGCUUCAAUCAAACCCUGCAAGUCAAACAUGUGUCUGGUGAAUAUUUUUUGGCAGAAAUCUUUGAAUACAUGUCGAUUCCUGAUCCAUCCGCUGUUGUCAAGGCCGAGUUUCAUCUUGGUGUUGAAGGCAAAGUUGAUAGAUUUGGCUUCGUUGCUGAUUUCGCCGAUAUGCCGGAUACUAUUAUCUGGUUUGAUCGGGCUACUGAGGGAAGUCAAUGUUAA
Penicillium odoratum is the source of this 1536-nucleotide messenger RNA. RefSeq lists its product as uncharacterized. Lineage: Eukaryota; Fungi; Ascomycota; Eurotiomycetes; Eurotiales; Aspergillaceae. The record is from RefSeq and is a predicted model, not a curated record. The coding region runs from base 1 to 1536 and encodes 511 amino acids. The transcript has 3 exons.